Molecule: messenger RNA, 1338 nt
Organism: Sorghum bicolor (sorghum)
Lineage: Eukaryota; Viridiplantae; Streptophyta; Magnoliopsida; Poales; Poaceae
Product: endonuclease 2
Exons: 7
Coding region: 202-1095 (297 amino acids)
Biological process (GO): DNA catabolic process
Molecular function (GO): endonuclease activity; nucleic acid binding
Source: RefSeq, a predicted model, not a curated record
AAACUCUAAGCCACGACAGUCACACGUGAAGUAUACUUAUUUUCUUACACAAAAGGCAUCGUGGACAGGAGGACUCAGAACGCCGCUGGCAUGGAUUAGCCUGUGUAUAAAGGCAGUGGCAUUGGCUACACAGCUUACAACACUGAAGAUAAGAGUGUGACAGAGAGGUUCUGUAGUUGCUAAGACAAAUACGCUACGAAAAUGCGGCUGCUCCUCCUUCUUCAAGUCCUCCUCUUCCUCUUCACGGUGGUGGCGAGGGCUCCCACCGCCGCCCACGCAUGGCGCAAGGAGGGCCACUACAUGGUGUGCAAGAUCGCCGAGAACUUUCUGACGAGCGAGGCGUCGGCGGCGGUGGCGAAGCUCCUGCCGGACUGGGCCGGCGGAGAGCUCGCGGCGACGUGCUCGUGGGCCGACGACGAGCGGCGCAAGUACCCGUGGUCCGGUGAGCUGCACUUCGCCGACACGCAGGGAGACUGCCAGUUCAUCUACGACAGGGACUGCCACAACAUGAAAGGAGAGAAGGACAUGUGCGUGGUCGGAGGAAUUAACAACUACACUGCAGCGCUAAUGAACUCAUCAGCUCCAAGCGUUGAUCCGACGGUAAGCCUGAUGUUCCUGGCACACUUCCUGGGCGACAUCCACCAGCCGCUCCACUGCGGCAGCGUGCAGGACUACGGCGGCAACACCAUCGCCAUCAGCUGGUACAACAGAACCAUGACCAACCUCCACCGUGUGUGGGAUCAGGACAUCGUCGACAAAGCCAUGAAGGACUACUACGGCAACGACCUCAGCAUCAUGACCAAUGUCAUCAUGCUCAACAUCACUGAGAAUUGGUCCGAUGAAGAGGAGCAGUGGGAGAUGUGCACUAGUAAAACCAAGACUUGUGCUGACAAGUACGCCAUGGAGAGCGCACAGCUGGCGUGUGACGUGGCGUACGCGGGCGUCAAGCAAGGCUCUGUCUUGGGAGAUGAAUACUUCUUCUCUGCGCUGCCGGUUGUUCGGAAGAGAAUAGCGCAAGGAGGGGUCAGGCUCGCUGCAAUCCUCAACAGGAUCUUCAGUGAGAGCGGCAGCAGCAGCAGGCUGCAGAGCAGUUGAUCCACCAGGACAGGACAGGAUUAGUUAUUGACAAUAAGAAGUGCAUGGAACGAGUUGUUUCUUGCUUGCCUGUAACUUUAGACGUAAUCAGAAUAAGAUUCUCUUGUCUGAAAGUGUGACUAGGAUUUCCGAUUAUUUAUCUUCUUCAUUCCAGACAAAAGUGACGUGUAUUGUUCGUUUAGCUGAUAAGCCAUGACAGAAAGUACUUUGGCGUUUGCAUGCACGACCAGCAGCGUGUUCGAA